Messenger RNA from Trematosphaeria pertusa, 1535 nucleotides. RefSeq names its product class II peroxidase. Gene Ontology annotation, molecular function: peroxidase activity; heme binding. The transcript is spliced from 2 exons. NCBI's taxonomy places the organism in Eukaryota, Fungi, Ascomycota, Dothideomycetes, Pleosporales, Trematosphaeriaceae. Gene Ontology annotation, biological process: response to reactive oxygen species; hydrogen peroxide catabolic process; cellular response to oxidative stress. Bases 196 to 1329 code for a protein of 377 amino acids. The record is from RefSeq and is a predicted model, not a curated record.
UUUUCCGACCGAGUUCCUUCGUUUCGUAUACACUCCUUGAUCUCUAUUUCACUGCGCCCGCCACCCGUUAAUUGAGACUGGAAGCGAGCUUCAGAGCUUCAGAGCUUUAUCGGCUUCACGGAACGACGAACACUGCGAUUGAGAGACAUCCGACAUCCGAGGUCUGAUACCUCCAAGACACCAUAGACAUACACAAUGGCAGCAACGGCCUCGCGAAGCUUCUCCCGCGCCCUGCGCACCGCUGCGCCCACCUUCCGCACCACCUCGACCCGCUCCUCUGCCCGCUUCGUCGCCGCACCCCACCAAGCUUUCCGCCAGCAGUGGCGCCGCGGAUACGCCUCCCAGGAGGGUGGAGACAAGUAUGAGGGCAACCCCAGGGGCAUGCUCUGGGGCGCUGGGGCGCUAGUUGCGAUUGCUGGUGGAUACGGGCUAUACACGCAGAAGCCGGAGUGGUUUGGCCAGGAGGUCAAGGCGAAGGGGGUCUUCCAGCCCAGGUUCGAGGACUACCAGAAGGUGUACGAUGCCAUUGCGAAGAAGCUGGAGGACGAGGACGAGUAUGAUGAUGGGAGCUAUGGCCCUGUGGUGCUGCGAUUGGCAUGGCAUUGUUCCGGAACCUACGACAAGGAAACCAAUACCGGAGGCUCCAACGGUGCGACUAUGCGCUUCGCACCCGAGAGCGACCACGGCGCAAACGCCGGUCUGAAGGCAGCCCGCGACUUCCUCGAGCCGAUCAAAGAGCAAUUCCCCUGGAUCAGCUACUCCGACCUGUGGAUUCUCGGCGGCGUCUGUGCCAUCCAAGAGAUGCAGGGCCCCAAGAUCCCGUACCGCCCCGGCCGCCAGGACCGCGACGUCUCCUUCUGCACGCCCGACGGCCGCCUGCCCGACGCGUCCAAGGACCGCAAGCACAUCCGCGCCAUCUUUGGCCGCAUGGGCUUUAACGAUCAGCAGAUGGUUGCGUUGUGCGGCGCGCACGCUCUCGGCCGCUGCCACACCGAUCGUUCUGGGUAUGACGGCCCCUGGACGUUCAGCCCCACGACGAUGACGAACGACUACUACAAGCUGCUGCUGGAGGAGAAGUGGGCGUGGCGCAAGUGGAACGGCCCCAAGCAGUUCCAGGACGUGAAGACGAAGAGCCUGAUGAUGCUGCCGACGGAUAUGGAGCUCGUCAAGGACAAGAGCUUCCGCCAGUACGCGGAGAAGUACGCCAAGGAUAACGAUGCCUUCUUCAAGGAUUUCUCGGAGGCGGUGCUUACCCUGUUUGAGCUGGGUGUGCCGUUUACCCAGAGCGAGGACCAGCGGUGGGUGUUUAAGAGCUCGUUCGAUGAGUAAGCUCUCUCUUAGAGAUUUCAGAGGGAAGUGGGGAAGAUGAAAUGGGGACGUGCAUUUAGGGCGUCCAAAUGGGAAGAAAGAUAUCCUACUAGACCGACUAGACUUUGUGUUUUCCGCGGAGGAGUGCUAAUAUGGCUGGAGCUUUUGGCACAUUCAACUUGGUUGCAUGUCCUUUUCCACUCCGUGUAUUUAUAUGUUCAUCAUAG